AUGUCUGACUUGAAAUUGGCCAUCCCUCCCAUUCCUAAACAACCACAAUUGGUUCCUGUGUUGACAUUUAAUCUCAGAUUAGCUUCGGAUCCUGUGCCCAUAUUCACCAACUCCCAGAUUGACAAGACUUUGAAUUUGGCAACAAUUACAAAUGGUGAGAUUACAGCAGUUGAAAACGAUUUUGGGUUCAAGUUGGAAAUUAACCAAAUUUACGGGACUGAUGAUUUGAACAUCAAAAACUCAGUCAGUACAUCGUACUUGGAUUGCAAAUUGUAUGGAAAGACACCGAAUGGAUCUGGUGUGUUUAUCUACUAUGGCGGUAGGGUUCAACUAGACGACGCCUCGGUUGGAGUGCUCUCUGGUAAAACAAAGGAAGCAUCGGUCGAUGAUAGUUAUGUUACCUGUAACCCGGUUUUCACCUUUGACGAUUCAGUCGAAGAAGAAUACAAGUGGGUUUUGAAAGAAAAUUUGAUUGGUAAAGGAAGAUUCGGUAGAGACGAUGAUGGGAACCUCUAUGUUCAAUACUACAUCUACGUUCUCCGUUAG
This is a messenger RNA of Lodderomyces parapsilosis, 546 nucleotides long. RefSeq lists its product as uncharacterized. NCBI's taxonomy places the organism in Eukaryota, Fungi, Ascomycota, Pichiomycetes, Serinales, Debaryomycetaceae. The record is from RefSeq and is a predicted model, not a curated record. The transcript has a single exon. The coding region runs from base 1 to 546 and encodes 181 amino acids.